AUGGAACCUCCGCAUGACUCACGACGCGAAGCGGAGAUCUUAAAAAAGGCGGCGUGCCCCAAUGUCAUCGCCCUGAUAGACACCUUCAGAGAGGACGGUGGCAAGUUCGUUCUGGUCUUCCCGUUUAUGCCAUUCGACCUGGGUGUCGUUCUCAGAGAAGGCAAGUUCGCAAAGACGCAGGCAAAGAUCUGGUUGAAGGACUUGUUCUUGGCACUCGCAUUCAUCCACGAGCACGGCAUCAUACACCGCGACAUUAAGCCUUCAAACAUUCUACUUAAAUCCAUCGAUGGACCAGCGUACCUGGCAGACUUUGGUAUUGCUUGGGCACCAGAUACUGCAGGCUCUGAAGCACCCGACGCAAAGAUCACAGAUGUCGGCACAACAUGCUACAGGCCGCCCGAGCUAUUGUUCGGCAACAAAGCCUACGACUGUACCCUCGACCUAUGGGCGGCUGGCUGCACCGUAGCCGAGAUUCUGGAUCCGGAUCACCCAACACUGUUCGAUUCUGGGGAGUUGGGCAGCGACCUGUCGUUGCUGCAAAGCAUCUUCAAGAAGCUGGGAACGCCGACAUUGACUCGAUGGCCUGAGGCGGCAAAAUUUCCAGACUGGGGAAAGAUGCAGUUCUAUGAAUACCCCGAAGAGCAUUGGGGUAAGCUGCUACCACGCGUAUCUGAAGAAGGGCAGGACCUUGUCUCAGAACUCGUCCGGAUAACUGCUCGGCCUGGAGCUGCAGGCCCCCCUCUCAACAUGGCAUUCUUAUUCAGGACCAAGCAGAAGACCAAUGCCGAGCUCACGCGGUCGACAAGGGAUCUCACUGUCCGCCUUAGCCAGGAGGAUAAGCCCAACCCAAAGUUGGAAGAGGAGCUGGCUCGAGACCUGCAGCAGAUGAAGCUGAGGCUUCAGGGCACGCCUGACACCGAAGUCAACCCCGACCAUGUAUUCCAGCUCCUGUCCGCGAUCCUGGCCGACGACCUGCUAUAUACGUUAGCAACCAACAUACACAAGCUGCCGUUCGAAUCGCGCAAAGACGCACAAGUCAUCUUCUCAUCCGCCUUCCGCUACAAGCCUGCUGGUCAGACCGACCCCCAAGUUCUACACCACAUCGUACAGUUCCGUCCAGACAUUAUAAUAGCGCUAUGCCGAGGGUACGACAGGCGAGAGAGUGCUAUGCCGUGUGGAGGAGUGUUGCGCGAGGCCUUGAAGUACGACGCCAUCGCUGCGUUGUUGCUGUACGAUGAAGGCGAUGAAGGGAAACCGUUGGACCUCGCCAAUGUGAACCCUGACAUAGCUGCAAGUGGGAACGGCAUAUUCUGGAGAUUCUUUGAUUGGAUAGACAAGGGCGCGUUCGAGUUGAGCGCGGACGCGUUCAACACGUUCAGGGAAAUCCUCACAAAGCACAAGCCACUCGUAGCGACAUUCUUGCAGACGAACUUUGAGGUGUUCUUCUCCAAGUACAACACGAUGCUGAUUUCGUCGGAGAGCUACGUGACCAAGCGGCAAUCUAUCAAGUUGCUGGGCGAGAUCCUGCUUGACCGGGCGAACUACAGUGUCAUGACGCAGUACGUAGACUCUGGCGAGCAUCUCAAGAUCGUCAUGAAGCUGUUGCGGGACGACAGGCGGAUGAUCAACUACGAGGGGUUUCACGUGUUCAAGGUGUUUGUUGCGAACCCCAACAAGUCGAUGGCAGUGCAGAGGAUCCUCAUCAGCAACCGUGAGAAGCUGCUGCGCUUCCUGCCCAACUUCCUCGACGACCGCACAGAAGACGAGCAGUUUAUAGACGAGAAGAGCUUUUUGAUACGGCAGAUCGAGCAGCUGCCCAGCCAGCCUGUGCCACAGCCAGCAGCAGCAUGA
Messenger RNA from Didymella exigua CBS 183.55, 1851 nucleotides. RefSeq names its product Mo25-domain-containing protein. Gene Ontology annotation, molecular function: protein kinase activity; protein serine/threonine kinase activator activity; ATP binding. Gene Ontology annotation, biological process: protein phosphorylation; intracellular signal transduction. Lineage: Eukaryota; Fungi; Ascomycota; Dothideomycetes; Pleosporales; Didymellaceae. Bases 1 to 1851 code for a protein of 616 amino acids. The record is from RefSeq and is a predicted model, not a curated record. The transcript is spliced from 8 exons.